Phlebotomus papatasi is the source of this 1793-nucleotide messenger RNA. RefSeq names its product protein DEK (gene Dek). The transcript is spliced from 8 exons. Lineage: Eukaryota; Metazoa; Arthropoda; Insecta; Diptera; Psychodidae. Bases 56 to 1525 code for a protein of 489 amino acids. Gene Ontology annotation, cellular component: nucleus. Gene Ontology annotation, biological process: regulation of double-strand break repair; chromatin organization. Gene Ontology annotation, molecular function: DNA binding; histone binding. The record is from RefSeq and is a predicted model, not a curated record.
AUUUUGCGUUUGUGUGAAUCCCACCCAAAAAAGGUACCCAAAAAUAAACUCAAAAAUGGACGCCAACAGUGAAAAUUCAAAAGACGCGGUAAAUCAGAAAAGCGAUGACGAGUCCAAGGAGAAAAAAUUAGAUGUGAAACAGGAUACGGAUGGCAAGUCAGAAGCGGGAACAACAGAGGAUGAUGAUGUGGACAAUGGUGAGAAGGAGAAUGACGAAGAUAAGAAGGAUAAAAAGGAAAAUAGUGAGAAAGUAAAGGAGGAGAAGCAAAAGGGUAGCACCGCAAAGAAGGGUGCUGAAAAGCAGGAAUCUAGUGCCAUACCAUUGGGACUCAUAGCCAAGAUCGACAGCAACAUUACAAAUACAAAAGCCGAUGGGCUACAGACUCUGCACUUGAUCUGUUUUGACAAUCCCGGAAAAGUCACAAUGAUUAAGAAGAAUCUGCGCAAAUUUUCCGGAUUUGCCUUCGAUGAGGAAUCCGAUGAGUACAAGGAAAAACUCGAAGCUGCACAGAAGCACGAUGUGAAGUUGCUGAAGAAUGUCUGUGACGUUCUAAAUUUGGACAAAAAGGGCGGCAAGGAAGAACUAGCUGAGCGCAUAUGUGGCUUUCUCCUAGCACCCGAAGGUGAUGAAGAGGCCGCUGAAGAGGCAGAAGAAGAGGCCGAAGAGGAGAGCGAAGAGGAACCAAGACGUUCCCGAAAAGUCACAUCAACCACAACAUCCGGCAGACCGAGACGUUCAACAGCCGGUCGCGGUUUCAAUCCUGACUAUUCCAGUUCAGAGGAGAGCGAUGAGCGCUUCUCCAAAACAAAGGGAAAGCGCAAAAAGGACGACUCAGACAGUGGAUCGGAUUAUAAUCCUUCUGGAGGUGGUUCAGACUCAGAUGCUGGUAAGAGGAGGGCACCACCCCGUGGACAGAGGGGUCGUCCAGCUCGUCGUAGCAAACGCCAACGGUCUGAGAGUGAAGAGGAAUCACUGACAUCCGAUGAGGAGAGUGACGAACCGAAGCGAGGUGGACGUGGACGUCGCCGAGCUGCAGCAACUGGGCGCAGCGUGACGCGCAAGAAGAGGGCACAAAGUGACACGGAGGAAUCUGAGGCAGAGAGUGAGGAGAGCGAGAAGAAUGGCAAGAAGGGGCGAGUCAACAAAAAUAACAAAUCUUCCGGAAAUGCAAAGUCCAAGUCAACGCCAUCGCCGGCAAAAGGUAAGGCACGUCCGAAGCGUACGGCCGCCAAGACUAAAGUUACAAAAGAUCAAACCACAAGCGAAGAAGAGGAAGAAGAGCCCGAAUUGGAUGAUAAGGAAGAUGCUUCUGAAGAUGAACCAUUGGCUAAGAAGUCCAAAACAACCUUCCCAACUGAUGAUGAAAUCAAGGGAUACGUCAAGGAAAUUCUCGAUGAUGCUAAUCUAGAAGAAAUUACGAUGAAAACUGUUUGCAAGCAAGUUUAUGCAAAGUUUCCACAGUUCGAUCUGUCACACAAGAAGGAUUUCAUAAAAGCAACCGUGAAAUCUCUGAUUGCAACAUAAAUGGGAAAAUAAUCACUUUCUCAUUUCAAAAAAAAAAGAAAAGAAAUUUUAAAAAGUGAAAAGGGAAAGAAACGGAAAGAUUUACUUUGUCAUUCAAGAUAAGAAACAAACACUUUUAGUAUAAAAGGAAUAAAUAUUGUGGAUAAGUAAAACUUCCGUUUGUCUAACUUUUACUUACACAUUAUUAAGUGUUUUACGCCUGCAAAAAAAAUCAAUUUUAUCUUCAAAUAAAAUAUGCAAACGUAGUUGUUGCAAAUGUUGCAGGACA